AGUUUGGGAAACACUGCUCUAGAAGUAAAAAAAAAACUACAUCUCCCAUGAAGCCCUGAGCCCCAGCAGAACCCUCACUGCAAGGGACGUGCCAUCCAUCCUCUUAUCUACCCAUUGGCUGGAAUGAGAAAAAAAAAAAAGGCGGCAUCCGUUGCCUCCUGCUGCCAGCGUCUCCCUGCCUGCAGGAGAGGUGCCAACCUUUCCUGGCAGAUGAGAAGUUACUCCCUGGCUGAAUUUGUGAAGCUCGUCUCCUUUGAGCAGGCCCGGAGUGCAGCCUUGACGUCCCGUGUUCGAGCAGAAAGGCGGGGGCCCCUUGACACAGUCAUGAAAACAGUAAUCAGGAGAGCCUCGGAGACCUGCAACCUGCUCCUCAAAAAACGUUGGAAACCAGGCAGGCCUGGAAGGAGCCAAGGCAAUGGAAGCAUCCAAGGCCCCCAAGAACCCCACCAGCAGCCGAGGCCUCUUCAACACCAACAUGGGACCUCUGCAGCGCCAGCUCCGCCUGGGCGAGUACAACCUGCUCAAGUGCGCUGCCAUGUUUGAAAGCGAUUUCGUCCAGGUCAGCAAGCAAGGUGGCAUCCUCGAUGUGCACAACCAGGUGCAGCAGGUGCGCGUCGCCAUUGCCGCCACCAGCCCCGGUCUUCCGGUGCCCGAUGUGCUGCUGCUGGCCCGGCCAGUCCUCCUCCCUCAACAGCUGCAACCAAACCUGCAGCACAGGUAUCGCCCCCGGGCUCGGAACAGGAAGUUUGAGCUCACCAGGCUCCUUCCGUUGUGCUUCGUCAAGAUCACCAUCCAUGACCAGGAGAAGAAGCAGCUGCGAUUCAAGUUGGUGACCGGCCGCACCUUCUACCUCCAGCUCUGUCCCCCAGCCGACAACCAGAAGGACAACUUUGACUUGUGGGUCAAAGUGGUCCAUCUUCUUCGCCCCCCCUCGGACAUUCACCAGGAUAAGUGGCGCCAAGACCCAUGGAAGUCUGGGGAUUUGGCUCCCCAAGCAACGGUUAGCUCUGCCACCCAGGCCUCGGAGGAGAGAGAGAUCUCCAUCGCAGAAGUGCUGAGCACCCUGCAGGAGGAGAUCCCGGACAGCCCCAGGAACACCAUGGACUUCCUGGACACUCCCAGCGUCUCCACAAGCCCCAGCCCAACCUUGGUGGCCAUCCAAGAGAGGCUGGAGGGCCCAUUCCUGCUGGAGCCCCAGAGUUCCAUGGAGGAGCCCUGGAGGGUCUCCCAGGAGAGGACGAAGGAGAGCCCGAUGGAGCCGUCGCCCACCGGCAGAUACGAGACCCGAGUUGCUCAGAAGGAGAUCCAGGAGGGGGCCCAUGGGGCAGGAGGUCAAAGAAAGAGCAAAACAAGAAGCAAGUCGAGCCAAUCUCGCCGAAGCCGUUCGUCCAAGAGAGUUGUGAGCCAGGCGUCCAGGAAACUCUCCUCCUUAAUGGGCUCCUUGUCUGGGAGCAACCAGAAAGUGUCCAAGAGUUCCCACAGCAGCCGGAAGCCCCCGACCAGCAAAGAAAGGAAACGCUGAGCAGCAGCAGCACCCCCACCCACCCCCACCCCCCCUUGAGAAGAAUCA
Messenger RNA from Crotalus tigris (Tiger rattlesnake), 1570 nucleotides. RefSeq names its product protein FAM71B-like. Gene Ontology annotation, cellular component: nucleus. Bases 416 to 1522 code for a protein of 368 amino acids. The transcript has 8 exons. The record is from RefSeq and is a predicted model, not a curated record. NCBI's taxonomy places the organism in Eukaryota, Metazoa, Chordata, Lepidosauria, Squamata, Viperidae.